GAGAGAGAAGGGGGAGAAAAGAAAGAAAAUUUAGAGAGAGAAACUCCAUCUGUUGUCUCUAAUUAAAUCUAAUCACGACCCGCCAUUAAAAAAGCUUGGACUUCUUACCAACACACUCUCUGUAAAUUUCUAUCGCUAUGUCUUCUCGCCAUGAAAAAGAGAAGGCCGUCAAUGUCCAGGUUCUCCUCCGAUGCAGGCCGUUCAGCGACGAGGAGCUGAGGAAUAAUGCGCCGCAAGUGGUGACUUGCAAUGAGUUCCAGAGGGAGGUGGCGGUCUCUCAGACGAUCGCAGGGAAGCAGAUUGAUAGGGUUUUUACCUUUGAUAAGGUAUUUGGUCCUUCAGCAAAGCAGAUGGAUUUGUAUGAUCAAGCAGUAAUUCCAAUUGUUAAUGAGGUAUUGGAGGGUUUUAACUGUACAAUUUUUGCUUAUGGGCAAACUGGUACAGGAAAGACAUAUACCAUGGAAGGUGAAUGUAGAAGAUCUAAGAGUGGACCAAAUGGUCAAUUACCUUCAGAUGCAGGCGUCAUACCAAGAGCUGUUAAGCAGAUAUUUGACACACUAGAAAGUCAAAAUGCUGAAUAUAGUGUUAAAGUUACCUUCUUAGAACUUUAUAAUGAAGAAAUCACUGAUUUGCUUGCUCCAGAAGAGUUUUCUAAAGCUGCUUUGGAGGAGAAGCAGAAAAAACCAUUACCACUUAUGGAGGAUGGAAAAGGGGGCGUUCUAGUACGGGGGCUUGAGGAGGAAAUUGUAACAAGUGCCAGCGAGAUCUUCUCUCUUCUGGAGAGGGGAUCUGCCAAGAGGCGUACAGCAGAGACUUUAUUAAACAAACAAUCAAGUCGAUCACAUUCUCUUUUUUCCAUUACUAUUCACAUCAAAGAGGCAACUCCUGAAGGGGAAGAACUUAUUAAAUGCGGGAAGCUAAAUCUUGUUGAUCUUGCUGGAUCAGAAAAUAUUUCUCGAUCAGGUGCCAGGGAGGGACGUGCAAGAGAAGCUGGAGAAAUAAACAAAAGUCUACUUACGUUGGGCCGCGUAAUCACUGCUCUUGUGGAGCACCUUGGGCACAUUCCCUACAGGGACAGCAAGCUUACUCGAUUACUUCGCGAUUCGCUAGGAGGAAGGACCAAAACAUGCAUAAUAGCUACUGUUUCACCAUCUGUGCAUUGUUUAGAAGAGACCCUUAGCACACUAGAUUAUGCUCACAGAGCAAAAAAUAUAAAGAAUCGCCCUGAGGUAAAUCAAAAGAUGAUGAAAUCAACUUUAAUCAAAGACCUCUAUGGGGAGAUUGAUCGCCUUAAGGCAGAGCUCAAUGCUACUCGUGAAAAAAAUGGAGUUUACAUUCCAAAAGAACGAUACUCCCUAGAGGAGAGUGAAAGGAAGGCAAUGGCUGAGCAAAUUGAACAAAUGGGGGUCUUGCUAGAGAACCAUCAAAAGGUUAGAUUGUUUGGGAUUUUGUUCCAACAUGAACUUGGGUUUUACUCCUUUAUCUUCUCUGACGUAUACAUAAUAACUUGUCCUUUGCAGCAAAUUGAAGAUUUGCAAGAGAAGUAUAACACGCAACUUCAUCACUCUGCUGAUUUGAGAAAACAACUAGAUGCCACGGAGAAAAUUUUGAAUCGUACAAGCAAGUUACUAGCCACUGCAAAGGAAGAUCUUAAGCAAUCCCAGUACACUCUGAAGGAAAAAGACUUCAUUAUAUCUGAACAAAAGAAAGCUGAAAAUGCUUUGGCAGAUCAAGCCUGUGUUUUGCGAGCAGAGUUGGAGAAAUCCAUUAGCGAUAAUGCUUCACUGUUUUCUAAAAUAGCCAGAGAAGACAAACUGAAUGCUGCAAAUAGGUCAACAGUCAACAAUUUUCAGGGUGAUCUCACCGAGAAGGUUACAGCGCUCUGCAAACUAGUAGCUGCAUCUAUGGAGAAACAGAAUAAACAUCUUCGUUCUGUUGAGAACUUUUGUCAAUCUUGUCUCAAUUUCCAUGAAAAGGCAGUCUUGGAGCUGAAGAAGAAAGUGUCAGCCUCAAGGGCUUUGUAUGCUUAUCAUGUAGAAGGAAUCCAGAAUGCAGUGCGUUUGCAUAAAUCAACCUCCAAUGCUGGUCUUGAAGAGAUCUCAUCUGCUGUUACUUCCAAUUGUUCUUCUCUUCUUCAUUUGCUAGCUGUGGGGGAAGGAGAAGCAGAUCUUAUCAUUAAGGAUCUGCAAGGUACAUUAUCUACUCAUCGAGGAGAGCUUGCACUCUUCGCUCAAGAGCUUAGCGAGAGAUUUUGUUCUAGUUUGGUCCACACAAAGGAGAUGUCCAAUUAUAUUCUUGCACUCCUUGACAAGCUGGGUGAGGAAUCGAAGAAGCUUCAAGGUCAUUCAAGUCUCAUGCACGAAGCUCAGGCAACUUGCCUUGCUGAUCUUCAGAAGGCAUAUGAGGAGCAAUCGAGGUCCGAAGCAGAGAAGCUUAUAGCCGAUAUGACGAGUCUUGUAUCUAAUCACAUGCACCGACAAAAAGAACUGGUUAACGGGAGACUCAUUGCACUGAGAGAUGCAGCUGUGGAGAACAAGGUAUUAUUGAAUGAGCAUGUAUCAUUUGAACAAGGUGUGAUAACUGAUGCCAAGCGGAAAUGGGAAGAGAUGUCAAUGCAAGCACAACACGAUCUCAAAGAUGGUUCUGACUUCUCUUCAACAAAACAUUGUCGCAUGGAACUUCUUCUUCAAGAAUGUGUAAACACUAUUGAUAUGACCUCUAACAAGUGGAAGAAGACACAUGAAUCUGUUAAUGAGAUGAGCAGCAAACAUGUCAUUGACACGGAUGCACUUAUAAGAACUGCCAUCGAGAAUAAUGAGCAACAUGAUUCUGAGAUUGCCUCAGCACGUACUGUAAUUGAGGAGGAUGUGACUAAGAAUAACAAGGAUAUCCAACAUCACAUUGAGAAUGUUUUAGAACACACGAAGGAGUCAACUAAAGGAGCAUUGGCAGCAAUGGAAGCCCACUAUGCAGCACUGCAGCAGCUGCAGGAGGAUCAUGGGAGCCAGGCCUCAGAUAUCAACCGGCAUGCUGAGAAAACCUUCCAAAAUACUUAUGCGGAUUAUGAACCCAGCGGCGAGACACCAGUAAGGUCUGAGCCUGACUUGCCCAGCAAGGGUACUAUUGAGUCGCUUAGAUCGAUGCCCAUGGAUGCUCUAUUGGAAGAGUUCAGGGAAAGUAACCCUUAUGAGUCAUCAAAAGAGAAACCCUCUCUGAUACCACGCUCACCUCUCAUACAGCUUAACUGAUGGCUUUUAGAAUACAGGUCUUGUGGUUGUUGUGUACUGUAUUCUUAUUAUUAUUUACAGUGUUUUGUAAGAAAGAGAAGGGGAGCUUCCUUAGGUCCCCAUGUUCAAAUUUUUUUUUACAUUGUACUACUUGGAGAUGGAGGUAGGAGUAUGAAAGAAUACUCGGAGAUAAAAGAUUUAGAAAUAUAGGAUAUGUUUUGUGUUACUUUUUCCUGGGGAUAUCUGUAUUCUGUAAUAUAGCUAUGAUUCUCAUCUGUCCUACUUUGAAUAUUUUGUAAUAAUAUACUUGGCUUCAUCAGCUC
This is a messenger RNA of Asparagus officinalis (garden asparagus), 3550 nucleotides long. RefSeq names its product kinesin-like protein KIN-5C. The transcript is spliced from 22 exons. The record is from RefSeq and is a predicted model, not a curated record. Gene Ontology annotation, molecular function: plus-end-directed microtubule motor activity; microtubule binding; ATP binding. The coding region runs from base 138 to 3248 and encodes 1036 amino acids. Gene Ontology annotation, biological process: microtubule-based movement. NCBI's taxonomy places the organism in Eukaryota, Viridiplantae, Streptophyta, Magnoliopsida, Asparagales, Asparagaceae.